Molecule: messenger RNA, 2886 nt
Organism: Cladocopium goreaui
Lineage: Eukaryota; Dinophyceae; Suessiales; Symbiodiniaceae
Source: the annotation of a GenBank genome assembly
AUGCUCGAUGCGGCGGAAGCAAUCAUCACCGAGAAAGGUUUCGAAGGCGCGACAGUGGCUGAAAUCGUUCGCCGCGCCGAGACUUCCGUCGGGGCGUUUUACAAUCGCUUCGGCGAGAAAGAGGCUUUGCUGAGUUGCCUGCACGAGCGAUUCACGAACGAAGCCAUCGCCACCACCGACGCGGUGCUCGACCCCGAGCGGUGGGAAGAUAGUUCCAUUGCAGAAAUCCUUAGCGAAACGAUUCCCUUCCUGGUCGAGGUCUACCGUGAGAAGACUGGCCUCAUCCGCGCGUUCAUCGCGCGCGGCUGUACCGACGACGAAUUCUGUAAGCGUUGGGUUCCGCUGAACGAACACUUGGUGAGUCGGCUCCGCGAGUUGAUCUUGGCUCGUCGCGAAGACAUCACACAUCCCGAACCUUCACUGGCUAUUCGUGUCGGCUUGCAGAUGGUGCUUAGCACCCUCGACCGGCUCAGCCUGUUUCGCGUGAGCGAGACUGAGAUCCUUGAAUUAAGCGACGCCCGACUCUCGGGCGAACUCGUGCGCCAAAGCCUCAGAGGAACUGCGAUGCGAAACGUUUUCUUCACCUUACUUGCUUUGGCCGUGGCCCUGCCCGUGGCUGCGGCGGAGAUCGAUCCGGCCGACUCGAUUGGUCAGCAAAUCGACGGCUUUACCCUGCAAGACUUCCGUGGUCGUGAACACACGUUGGAUGAGUACGCAGACAGCCCCUGCAUUGUCGUGGCGUUCAUGGGCAUCGAGUGCCCACUGGCGAAACUCUAUGGCUCGCGACUGCAGGAACUGGCCGACGAGUUCGCCGACAAGAAUGUGGUCUUCCUUGGCGUCGACUCGAAUCGCCAGGACUCGAUCACCGAGUUGGCUCACUUCGCCCGCACGUACGGGGUUGAAUUCCCACUGCUGAAAGACACCGGCAACGUUGUGGCCGACCAGUUCGACGCCGAGCGCACCCCCGAGGUGUUCCUGCUCGACCAAGACCGCGUGAUUCGCUACCGCGGCCGUGUCGACGAUCAAUACGGACUCGGUUCCAGCACCGGCUACGCCAAAACUGAUGUGCGACGCCGCUUCCUGGCCGAAGCCAUCGAAGCCGUGCUAGCCGGCGACACCGUCGAACCCACCACCACCGAAGCCCCCGGCUGUUUGAUCGGGCGAAUUCGCGAAGCCAACCCAGAUAGCGAGAUCACGUACGCCAAUCAGAUUUCCCGCAUUCUGCAGGUGCACUGCGUGGAGUGCCAUCGUGAGGGGCAAAUCGCACCCUUCUCGCUGACCGACUACGACGAAGUGGUGGGUUGGGCCGAAAUGAUCGAAGAAGUUGUCCGCGAGCAGCGCAUGCCGCCGUGGCAUGCCGACCCCAAAUACGGGCACUUCCUUAACGACCGCAGCAUGACCAGCGAAGAGAAGGAAACGCUUUACACAUGGGUUCGCAACGGUGCCCCCCAAGGCGACCUGGCCAACUUGCCCGAGCCGAUGGAAUAUCCCGAAGGCUGGCAGAUGGGCGAGCCGGAUGAAGUGUUCGCCAUGAGCGACGAGCCAUUCACGGUUCCGGCCGAUGGCGCGAUCGACUACCAAUACUUCACGGUCGAUCCCGGCUGGGAAGAAGACCGCUGGAUGUGCGGCUCGGAAUGCCUGAUCGACAACCGCGCGGUGGUGCAUCACAUCUUCGUGUUCGCGUUGCCACCCGGGGCGCCUGUCCCGGAUUUCCGUGCUGCGGAAGAAGGUCGCAACUCGGCAGAAUUCAACCCCGGUAGCGGAGGCAUCGAACUCAUCGCCGGUGCAGCCCCGGGCACGCCCCCUUGGAACUUCGCCGAAGGUAUGGCCACGCACCUGAAGGCCGGCACAAAACUUAUCUUCCAAAUGCACUACACGCCCAACGGGCAAGAAACCACCGACUGCACUUCGGUCGGCUUCAAGUUCUGCGACGCCUCAAAAGUGAAGCAUGACGUGAAGAUGAGCAUGGCCAUCAACUUUGGCUUUAAGAUUCCCGCCGGUGAGAACAAUCACCCGGUCGAGGCCAGCAAGACCUUCCACAAGGACACCCUGCUGCUCACCUUCGCCCCUCACAUGCACCUGCGUGGCAAGGCGUUCCGCUACGACCUUCGUUAUCCCGACGGCCGUGUGGAAACGCUACUCGAUGUGCCGCAGUACGAUUUCAACUGGCAAACCAUUUACAUGCUGGCCGAACCGAAGUUGGCUCCCGCCGGCUCGCAACUGUAUUGCCUGGCCCACUUCGACAACUCGGAAGACAACUUGGCCAACCCCGAUCCCACUUCCGAAGUAACGUGGGGUGAUCAAACGUGGGAAGAAAUGAUGAUCGGCUGGUACUCCGAGUCGGACGAUGUGAACCCGGCCGACUUCGAUGAGAAUGCAAAGACCCGCACCGAGCGGUUCGUUGCUGAGGCCGAGCAAGAUCCUCCCCGCAUUACAGGCUUGGCCCGCCGUGCAGCCGAGGACUUCUUAGAGUCGCAAGAAGAUGCCGACAAGUUCUUGCACCGAGUUGCGCGAAUCGUGCCCCAAGUCGAUCGCAUUUGCGUCAGCGUUGUCGACGGCGACACUUUGCGAGUGGUGCAAGUCGCACAGCCGGUGGUGCUCGACUACCCGUUAGGCCGUACUGAACGUGAGUACGAAGUCGGCGAAUCCACAUUAGCCGGCAUCGCCACAAACGGAGAGAGUAUUGGCUUCGAAACAGUCGCGAAUGCCGACGGAGCCGAUCUCAAGGCCAUGGCCUCGGCCGCAGGAAGUAGUUACCACGCUCCCAUCACCAUCGACGGCAAACCGGCCGUGGUGAGUUUCUGGAGCAAGGAAACCGCAGCCUUCCCGCUGCCCGCCGUGAAAGUCUUGCAGCCGCUGGCUGAAAAGGUCGGAACGGCGAAGUAG